Nematocida major is the source of this 2349-nucleotide messenger RNA. RefSeq lists its product as uncharacterized. The coding region runs from base 1 to 2349 and encodes 782 amino acids. The transcript has a single exon. Lineage: Eukaryota; Fungi; Microsporidia. The record is from RefSeq and is a predicted model, not a curated record.
AUGCAGGCAAAUAAGAGGACAAAAGCAUGGAUACUCGCACUUUGUCUCAUUUCAUGCGGGAGUAUUCUCUCCAACAAUGGCCCCAGGAGAGAUGCAGUAGACCUGAACGAGUUGAAGAGUCUGCUUAUCCACAGUAAAACACGCGCAGAUGACCCAGAACUUUCAUUGAUGCUGAACCCCCACAAUAACUGCGUGAUAUUUGGGAGUCCAACUACCCCCCUGACGAUAGAUCCGUCUCAUCCCAUGGGAAUAACCCUCCAAAAUACGCUGAAAAAGUACCCUAUUGGAAACAGUACAGUCCGUAUUCGGCCCAAGUACCCCUCCAAAGUACGCCUGGAGAAGCUCAUUUUCCUUCUCUCCCAAAUACGGGCGGAGAGUGUCUCUUUAGAGAAUAUAUCCCUGCACCCAGACCCACAGGAAGCUUCUAUCCCCAGGAAGAUCGACACUUAUACGAAGUCUCUCGACGUAUUUGAGAUGUCACAGUCUGACGUGGAGAGAGUCCUCUCAAAGUGGGCUCCUGUGAGUGCAGAGAAUCUCUUCCUCAGGAGCACAGAUACGAAGAGUAUGCACUUCCUGGAUAAGCUCCUUCCAGAGGCUAAGAUUCACUCUAUAACCCUCCAGAAUCUGACUCAGCUCCAAACACUGCACUCUCGAGCACUUGCAGAUCCCUCUCUAGCAAAACUCCACGUGGAAGAAGUCCCGUACAUCUCCAGUGAGGAGUACGGAUUCCUGCGGAAGAUCUCCAAGCAGGCGAGAGAUGCGCUUACCCUGGACUCGUGGCUCUUUGAGAAGGUUGCACUGCAGAAAUACGAGGGAUACUGCGUGGAUACAGGGACUCUUCGAGUGAAUCUUCCCUCUCUCUCGAGGAUAGUCAAUCAGCAAAGUCACUGGAGAAGGUGGAGAAGUAGUUUGGAGGAAAGAGCAAAAGUUCGUGCUGAUUUAGUGGAAGUAUUCGGGGAAGUAGAUCAUCACACUCUGGAGAGUUCGCUCUCUUCUUUGGUGGAGUGGCUGGAACUGUUCUCCUUCGAGGCUGGGAGUGUCGCAGUGAAGGUAACGUGCGGGGAUUCGAAGUGUCAGAAGGAGCACGAGAAGAGGAGAGUAUCUCAGCGGGAGUUUAUUGGGGAUCUGGAGGUUCCUGUGACUUUGCAGGGGAGAGUGAGCGUAGAGUGGAGCAUCUGCAGCUGCAUCAGUCGAGACUCUUCAGCGAUCACUGACGAUGGGGGAAGAGAAGGAGAAAAUAUCCCGAGGAGAGAAGACGAGUUCGGGACGCAAUUUCUUGCGAGUUUAGAGCAAGAGAGAAGGGCACGACAGCAGGCAGCAGCAAACAGCUCCAGGACGGACGAGGAAAGGCCGGAGAUAGUUCAGGCUGAGCAGGAGAGACUGGGAAGACUCGAAAAAGAAAGACAGGCGAGACUUCAAAGACUUGAACAGGAGAGCGCUGUGACUCUGGAAGUGGAGAGAGCUGAAAUAGAAAGACUUCUAGAGAGCGAAAGAGCUGAAAGAGAAAGUCUAGAAAGAGAAAUAACUGAAAUAGGAAGAAUUCUAGAGAGGGGAGGACCUGUGAGUCUGGAAACAGAAAGAAUUCAAAGGGAAAGAGCUGAACAAGAGAGAACUGAAAGAGAAAGAGCUGAAACAGAGAGACUUCAAAGACUUGAAAGGGAGAGAGCUGAAAGAGAGAGGAAAAGACUUCAAAGACUUGAACAGGAGAGAAUUCAAAGAGAAAGAGCUGAAAGACUUGAAAGAGCUGAAAGACUUGAAAGAGAGAGACUUGAAAGAGAAAGAGCUGAAAGGGAGCGAGUUCGACACCAGAGAGAGCAGGCAAUUCUCCUGGAGAGAAGAAACAGCACCGAAAGAGAAGCCGAGAGAGCGGAGAGAGAGCGAAGGGAGAGGGAAGCCCGGGAGGAGAGAAGGAGGCUCCAGGAAGAAGAAAUAGCGUUUGAGCGAAGGAAUAGUGUGAGAAGGGCUCAGAAUCGGAAUUUCAGCCGAUUUACUUCCCCGAGAAGUGUUCCCGAGAGCUCUCCUGCUACGAGUCUUCUCUCUGCAGAAAGUUAUCCCCUUCCAACUUACUCCUUCCUUCCAUCUGACAUCCGGCAGAGGAUAGAGCAAAGAAGAGAAGAACUUGAAGUGGAACUCGCAAUUUCUUCAGUGCAAAGAUUUAUCGAGGAGGAGGAAAGGAGGAGAACUUCUUCCAGGCUGGGGGAACUAUCAGGUGAGCUCACAAGCAGGCAAAUAGCAAACGACCUCCAAAGCAGAGUCCAGAGAAACCUGGAAGACCUAUCGAGUGUAGAGGCUUCUCUGGAUAUGCCCUCGAGCGGAAGUAGAAGUACCGACAAAAGGACAGGGAAAUAA